CUUGCCGCUGAUUGGUAAGCCGCCGCGCCAUGGCCUCGUCGACCUCUGAGGCAAUGGACGUUGACGACACCGCCAAGGACAGGGAUCGUGUGUCCGCCCUGGUGCGGCGUUACUUUGCGCAGCUGACCAGAGGCUGUGGUCGGCCAGGCUGCCCGAAUCGGCACUGCCGAAGCUCUGCAGACGCGAGUGAGCUCGACCCGACGCGCGCCGCGCUGCUGAGCCUCGAGCUGGCGCAGUGCGGCGACCACGCGCUCUGCGACGAGCUGCCUCCCUUCCUCUCCCUGCCGCUGCUGCAGCAGCUCUGCGCCUCCGCCUCGUCUGGCGCGCCAGAGAGUAUGCACGCGCUGGAGGCGUCGCUGGCGGAGGUCUUCUCGAGCGCCGAGGCGCUCAGCCGCUCCUUCGUCUCCAGCAGCGCCGCGCGCGAGGCGGAGGCCGCCCAGCUCGCCGUCGACCCCUCGGAGCUCAGCGGUGUGGACGCAGGCGCCGUCGGCGAGGCGUACUCGCUGCUCUUCUCUUCGCCGCCAGACAGCGCCGGCUUCACGGCCGCCGACCGGCUCGGAAACGUCGUCAUGCGCGGGGCGCACGCGCUGCUCCGCGGCCGCGGCGCCUACAAGCUGCUCACCGAGGGCAACUGCCCCCUGCAGAGAGAGGGCGGCUCCCUCCGCUGGCUGCUCGUACUGAUGGCCAACCCGCUGCUGCUUGAGCCGCAGCACCACAAGCCGGUGCUGCUGCCUCUCUGCUCGCUCAUCGCGUCGCUCGAGGAGGGCGCGGCCGCGCAGGUGGCGCGCUGGUGGUCGCACUGGCCGGAGCCUGCUCUCGCGAGGAUCGUGGCGAUCCAGCUCUUCCGGUGGGAGGAGCUCGAGCUGCUGCUGUGCGGCUCGCCAAAUCUCGACUUCGAGGCGCUGGAGCGGGUGACGCAGUACGACGACGGCUUCUCCUGCGACAGCCCGUGCAUCGCGCUGCUGUGGGAGGUGAUCCACGAGCUGCCGCUCGAGAUGAAGAAGAAGUUCCUCUUCUUUUGCACCGGGUCGGACCGGGUGCCAAUCAAGGGGCUCGGCAACCUCUCCUUCGUCAUCUCGCGCAACGGCUCCGACGAGGAGCGACUCCCGUCGGCGCACACCUGCUUCAACCACCUGCUGCUGCCCGAGUACACGACAAAGUCCAAGCUCAAGGCGCAGCUGCUCAAGGCGGUCUCGGACACCGAGGGCUUCCACAUCAUCUGACCGCCGGCCCGCGGCCGCAAAGCUCGAGUCGUGGAGGUGGAGAGCGCGCCGCGGUCCGUGAGAGGCCCGACACAAAAGAGCGGAGUCCGACCCUCGAGAGAGGGCCGACGGGAAAAAUCGUCGUUUGUACAGUACGUACCCGAAGGCGGACUGCGGACAGGGUUUGCGAUGAGGAGCGACUCCGAAGGGUGUUCGGGUUCGUGACCCGACUAACCGCCGAAGCGCAAGAGAACUG
Emiliania huxleyi CCMP1516 is the source of this 1458-nucleotide messenger RNA. RefSeq names its product putative ubiquitin-protein ligase. NCBI's taxonomy places the organism in Eukaryota, Haptophyta, Isochrysidales, Noelaerhabdaceae. Gene Ontology annotation, biological process: protein polyubiquitination. Bases 30 to 1223 code for a protein of 397 amino acids. The transcript has 6 exons. Gene Ontology annotation, molecular function: ubiquitin protein ligase activity. The record is from RefSeq and is a predicted model, not a curated record.